UCAGAGGUGGGACUCAAUCGGAGCAGUGCACUCUGGGAGGCUUGUAGCUCAGGAAGAAAAGCAUGCAGUCAAUUAUUUCAAGAAAUGGAUGUGAAACUCCAGAGCCAGUGAAAACCGAAGUGAAAGGAUCUGUCCCUUCCUGGCUGCAGGGCACCCUGCUGAGGAACGGGCCUGGGCUUUUCUCUGUAGGUAACUCUGAGUACAACCACUGGUUUGACGGCUUGUCGCUCAUCCACAGCUUCACCUUCAGCAAUGGUGAGGUGACUUACAGAAGUAAGUUUCUGAAGAGCGACACCUAUAAGAGGAACAUCAAGGCAAACAAGAUUGUUGUCUCUGAGUUUGGCACCAUGAUCUACCCUGAUCCUUGCAAAAACAUCUUCUCCAGGGCAUUCACACACCUCCAGAAUGUCAUUUCUGACUUUACUGACAACAACUUGAUCAACAUAAUUCGUUAUGGUCAGGACUACUACGCUUCCUCCGAGGUCAACUACAUAAAUCAGAUUGACCCUAACACCCUGGAAACUAUCGGCAGGAAAAACUACAGGAACCACAUUGCCUUGAACCUAGCAACGGCUCAUCCACACUACGAUGAGGAGGGCAAUACGUACAAUAUGGGGACUGCUAUUAUUGGUUUUGGCCAGCCAAAAUAUAUGAUCUUCAAAGUCCCAGCUGAUGCCUCAGAUAAAAAUCACAAAAAGUCAGCGCUGAGGAAAGUGCAGCAGAUCUGUUCAGUCCCUUUUCGCUCCUCACUUUUUCCAAGCUACUUCCACAGCUUUGGCAUGACUGAGAACUACAUUGUGUUUGUGGAGCAACCUUUCAAACUGGAUAUUGUCAAACUUGCCACUGCCUACUUCAGGGGGGUCAACUGGGGAGGCUGCCUCAAAUUUGAUCAAGAUGAUAUGACUUUUUUUCAUAUCAUCAAUAGAAAAACAGGAAAGGAAAUCUCCACAUGUUUUCAUGCCGAUGCCCUGGUGGUUUUUCACCACAUCAACGCCUAUGAGGAUGACGGCCAUGUGGUGUUUGACCUGAUCAGCUACAAGGACAGCAACCUGUACAACAUGUUCUACCUGGAGAACAUCAAAAAAGAGACUAGCAACUUCAUCCAGAGCCAUAAGAGCUUCUCCCCACCAUCCUGCCAAAGAUUUGUUAUUCCGCUCAACAUCAACAAGGAGUCUCCCAGGGGAUCUAAUCUGGUGACUCUGACUGACACAACGGCUCAGGCAAUUUUGCAGGAGGACGGAUCAAUCUAUUGUCAGCCAGACACCCUUUUUAUAGGUUUGGAGCUGCCUGGGAUCAACUACAAAUUCAACGCUAAAAAGUACAGAUAUUUCUAUGGGUCCAGGCUAGAGUGGUCUCCUCAUCCCAACAAGAUCGCCAAGUUUGACAUUGUUGAAAGGAAACACGUUGAAUGGGUGCAGAAAGACUGCUAUCCUUCAGAGCCAGUGUUCGUCGCAUCUCCCGGAGCUGUGGAGGAAGAUGAUGGAGUCAUCCUGUCAUCCAUUGUUUCUGCGGAUCCCAGCAUUUCUCCGUUCAUGCUCGUGCUCGAUGCCAAAACGUUUAAGGAGAUCGCCCGAGCCUCCAUCCCCACCACUGUCCACAUGGACCUCCACGGACUUUUCAUUCCCGCUGCUGAUUCAUCAUAGAAUUGAAUCUUUUAAGUAAAGUAGACAAUGAAGUCAAACUUAUUUUUAUAAAACCUUUUAAGCAAUGUCCAGUGUUAACAGUGGACACAAAAAAUCUACUGUUACUCGCUUUACCUUUGCUAAUCUUAAAGCACUUUAAAAGACAGGUUUAGGGGAAUGUAUAGCAUUAAAAAUGCAAAUGAAGUGAGAUCAGCAAUGUUUGAAAAUCUCAUUAUAGCUGCACAAAGUUUCCACCUCAGUCACGUGUAGAAACUUUUAUGGUAAGUUAACAUUUUUUUUUAUUUCCAGAGAUUUUAUUUCGUAACAUAAAAAUGUUGAGAAAUUAAGCAUAAAACACAAUUACUUUAAUACAUAAAAGCUCUAACUACUCAACUUUUAGACUGAGAUAUGUCUUCUCAUGCAAACAACAAACUUACUGUUUGCUGCCCUAAUUUAAAACCUAAUGACCCGAGGGGUCUCAAGAGAAAAUGGCUACUGUGUGUUAUGUUGUUAUGAUGUCCCAAAUUAACCAACACGAGAUACUCGUCAGACCCCAAAUAUUGCCCUGUGGUUGGGUGCCCCCACUAAUCAGUCAAGUUUUCCUCCAUGUUUCCUUUUGAGGUGUUAUUUCCUAUUCUUCGUCGAAAUCAAGAGUCUAAGGAUGGAGGCUUUUGUUGGCUGUACAGAUUUGUAUUUUGUGAUACAGAGCUAUAUAAAUAAACUAA
Messenger RNA from Maylandia zebra (zebra mbuna), 2347 nucleotides. RefSeq names its product beta-carotene oxygenase 1, like (gene bco1l). NCBI's taxonomy places the organism in Eukaryota, Metazoa, Chordata, Actinopteri, Cichliformes, Cichlidae. The record is from RefSeq and is a predicted model, not a curated record. Gene Ontology annotation, molecular function: beta-carotene 15,15'-dioxygenase activity; carotenoid dioxygenase activity. Gene Ontology annotation, biological process: retinal metabolic process; carotene catabolic process.